AUGAGCUAUGAAGCAGGUGCAAACAUAACAUCCAAGCAGGGAUCUACCCCGGCAAUUUCCUUUGUGUCUGGGUCAUUUGCUGGCGGUGUAGAGUGUCUCGUCACAUAUCCAUUUGAGUUUGCAAAGACAAGCAUGCAACUACAAAACACUCAUAUCGCAAGCAGCCCUUUAGUUGUUCUAAGGCAAUUGAUUCGCACGCAAGGAGUCGCUGCAUUGUACACAGGAUGCAGUUCACUGGUGUUGGGUACCAUGUUGAAGUGUGGAGUGCGCUUUUUCUUCUUCGAAAACAUAAAGCUACAGCUCACAAAUGUGGUGCCCAGUGAUUCGGUUCUCAUGCAUAACGUUUUGGCCGGCAUGGGAGCCGGUGCCGCCGAGAGCCUGCUGGCCGUUACACCGAGCGAGCGCAUUAAGACGGUAUUGAUUGACGAUGCAAAAACGGGCAAGAAGCAAUUGAGAGGCGGUCUGCAUGCGGUGCAAGUAAUAUUCCGUGAGCAAGGGAUCAAGGGACUGUUUAACGGUCUGUUACCAACAACUCUAAAACAGUCGAUGACCUCGGCUGCGCGAAUGGGUAGCUACAGCACACUCAAGCACAUAGGCCGAAAGUAUGGCGUGGAGAACAACUCGUUGACGACUUUUGCCAUGGGUGCAGCUGCUGGUACGUUUACGGUUUAUGCAACUCAACCAUUUGACUCCAUUAAGACGCGGUCACAAGCACUGAAAAGCUCGGGGACGAUCGCCGCUGCUCGGAGUAUCAUCAAUGACUAUGGAUUCAGGGGACUGUGGCGCGGUAGUACAAUGAGACUUGGACGCCUUCUUCUGAGCGGUGGAAUAGUAUUUACUGUAUAUGAAAAUACUCGCGAAAUGAUCGAGGCUGCUCUACAUUAA
This is a messenger RNA of Trichoderma harzianum CBS 226.95, 885 nucleotides long. RefSeq lists its product as hypothetical. Gene Ontology annotation, biological process: mitochondrial citrate transmembrane transport. Bases 1 to 885 code for a protein of 294 amino acids. The transcript has 3 exons. The record is from RefSeq and is a predicted model, not a curated record. Lineage: Eukaryota; Fungi; Ascomycota; Sordariomycetes; Hypocreales; Hypocreaceae.